UCAAAAUGGUGGAAAAAGAAAGAACGAUGAAAAGCAAUAAAAUGCAAUUGAAUUUGAGUCCGGUGAAAAGAAAGUGAAUAUUUUAAUGGUGACGCCGUUAAACUCUCCAUCCCCACCCACCCACAUCUCGAUUCAUUCAGGGUAGCAGCCAUGGCGACCCACCUCCUCCUCCUCCUGGUUAUGAUCUCUUUCGCCGCCGGAGACGACGGCGAUGCAAUGUCGGAACUCAUGAGCUCCCUCUCCCCAAGCCCACCAGGAUGGUCACCUUCGAAAUCGUACUGCCAAUGGCAAGGCAUCAACUGUGAUGACUCCAAACAACAUGUCACUGCCAUUAACAUGCCCUCUAAAUCUCUCUCCGGCUCUUUACCCUCCCAACUCUCGUCUCUCUCCCAGCUCAAAACCCUAGCUCUUCAGAAUAACAAUCUCUCUGGAUCUCUCCCGUCUCUUGCAAAUCUCUCUUCUCUUGAACAGGUUUUUCUCGGUGACAAUGCUUUCUCUUCCAUUCCCCCAGAUUUCUUUGUGGGUCUCUCUAGUUUGCAGUCUUUUAGUAUUAGUGAGAACAAUAAGCUUUCUUCUUGGGUAUUGCCAGACUCUCUCAAAGAUUGUGUUAGUUUGGUUAAUCUUAGUGCUAGUAAUGCUAGCAUUGUUGGCCCCAUUCCUGAUUUCUUUGAUUCUUUUCCCAGUUUGCAGAAUCUUAGAUUGUCUUAUAAUAAUUUAAGUGGCCCGUUACCUAAAUCGUUUGGGGGUUCUGAGAUUCAGAAUCUUUGGUUGAAUAAUCAGUUGAUGGGUUUGUCGGGUACCAUUGAUGUCUUGUCGAACAUGUCUCAGCUUUCGCAAGUCUGGCUUCAAGAGAAUAGGUUUACCGGUCAGCUCCCCGAUCUUACCAAGUGUGACAGUUUGUUUGAUUUGCAACUUAGGGAUAAUCAGCUUAGUGGGCUUGUUCCCCAUUCGUUGACUCAGCUUCCCAAUUUGGCUAACAUCUCUUUGCAGAAUAAUAAGUUGCAGGGUGAGCUGCCUGUAUUUAAGAAAGGUGUUCAGAGUUCGCUUGGUACAGAAACCAAUAGUUUUUGUAGAGAUACACAGGGGCCUUGUGAUCCUCAGGUUAAUGUACUUCUUUCUGUUGCUGGGGCAAUGGGGUAUCCGGGUAGUUUGGCGGAGUCUUGGAAAGGUAAUGACGCGUGUGCAAAAUGGACAUUUAUUACUUGUGAUACGCAGGGAAAGAAUGUCACGACUGUUAAUUUUGCCAAGCAGCAUUUUGGAGGUACAAUUUCCCCAGAUUUUGCUAAUCUUACUUCAUUACGAACUUUGUUGUUGAGCGAUGAUGAUCUUAAAGGUUCUAUACCCCAGAGCUUGACAACGUUGCCUGACCUCCAACUACUUGAUGUGUCCAAUAAUAAUUUAAGUGGGCCGAUACCAGUUUUCCGACCUGGUUUCAAGUUAGUGACAAUAGGCAAUCCUUUACUUGGAAAAAAUAUAAGUGAUGGCGGUAGUGGGGAUAAACCUGGGUCAGGACCAAAUUCCACUCCAAAUGAAGAUUCGCCUGGGGGAUCCAAGGGGGUUUCAGGAGGUAUUAUUGCUGGUGUUGUUAUUGCUGUUCUAGUUUUUGUUGUAGUUGUGUUAUUUGUCUCUUACAAGUGUUAUGCUAAAAAACAUCAUCAAAGAUUUGGGAGAGUCACAAGGCCUGAUGAUGGGAAAGAUUUGUUUAGUGACAAUGUGGCAGGUGGUAUGAAUGGUAUUGGUGGAGUGAGUGAAUUGCAAAGCCAGAGUAGUGGUGAUCAUAGUGAGAUGCCUGUUUUUGAAGGUGGGAGUAGCAUUGUGAUUUCUGUCCAGGUACUUAGACAGGUAACUGACAAUUUUAGUGAAAAAAAUAUAUUAGGUAGAGGUGGAUUUGGUGUUGUUUACAAGGGGGAACUGCAUGAUGGCACUAAGAUUGCCGUGAAGAGGAUGGAAUCUGGGGUGAUGGGCACGAAAGGACUAAAUGAGUUCCAAGCAGAAAUUGCUGUCCUUACUAAAGUUAGGCACAGACACUUGGUUGCUCUUUUGGGAUAUUGUAUCAAUGGAAAUGAGAGACUUUUGGUAUAUGAGUACAUGCCACAAGGAACUUUAAGCCAGCAUUUGUUUGAGUACGAGGAACUUGGGUACCCUCCACUUUCAUGGAAGCAAAGAGUCACAAUUGCAUUGGAUGUGGCCAGAGGGGUGGAGUACCUACAUAGCUUGGCACAACAAAGUUUCAUCCAUCGAGAUCUAAAGCCUUCCAACAUACUCCUAGGAGAUGACAUGAGGGCAAAGGUUGCAGAUUUUGGUUUGGUCAAAAAUGCACCUGAUGGUAAAUAUUCUGUUGAAACGCGGUUGGCUGGAACCUUUGGGUAUCUUGCACCAGAAUAUGCUGCUACUGGCAGAGUAACUACUAAAGUGGAUAUCUAUGCUUAUGGUGUGGUUUUGAUGGAGAUAAUUACCGGCAGAAAAGCUCUAGAUGAGAGUUUACCAGAAGAGAUUUCACAUUUGGUUGCAUGGUUCCGGAGAGUCUUGAUCAAUAAGGAUAACAUACGAAAGGCAAUUGAUCAAGUUCUUGAUCCUGAUGAAGAGACAUUUGACAGUAUUUCUAAGGUGGCUGAGUUGGCAGGACAUUGCACAGCUCGUGAUCCAUUACAGAGACCAGAUAUGGGCCAUGCAGUUAAUGUGUUGGGUCCUCUUGUAGAACAAUGGAAACCUUCUCAUCGAGAGGAAGAAGAAAGUUAUGGUGUUGAUCUCCAUAUGAGCCUUCCCCAAGCUCUUCAAAGAUGGCAAGAUGAAGGUUCUUCCACGAUGUCAUUUAGCCAAACUCAGUCAAGCAUCCCAUCAAAGCCUUCGGGAUUUGCAGACACUUUUGAUUCAACGGAUUGUAGAUAACAUAAAAGGAAAAAGAGUAUUUUGAAUUUCGAUCAGAAAUCAAAUUGUGAGCACUGAGCAGAGAACGGGCAAGGAAGAAGACAAAUUGAAAGACAUAUUCCUCAUUAUCAGAUCAUUAUAUUUGUCAAUUUUUGUUCCACUUAUGGAGAUGGCUAUUGAUAUGGGUGUUUUUGAUGGUUACUGUUAUGGGUUUUCUAAGAUAAUUUGUCGUAGCUUAAGCGGAGACAAGAAUGGCAGAAUAUUUCCGCACCCUUUUACUGUCCUCAUCAAAGAUGCAUGUAUAUACCUCUUGUAACAUUCGGGAACUUUGUUUUAAUCUAUGUUUGCAAAAAUAAGUAUGCACUUGUGAGGUCUAUUGAAGACGAUCUUGGUACCGCCAUUCGAAUGUCAGGUGUAACCAAGAAAAGUUGCAAAAUCAGAGCAUUACGGGCAAUGUUUUUUGUGCGAGGAAGGUAGGAAGAGGUCAGUGGAUGAGGUUCCAGCUAUUUAACAAAUUGUUCUGCUAUAAAUUUCAGUUUUUGGCUCCUUUUACUUUUCUGUUUUACUGGAUUUGCAGAUUUACAAUAGAACUAAAAGGAGUUGUCUGUUUAAUUCAGAAGUAGUUCUUUGUAUUUUGAAAACCUAUACUGUAUAAUACAACCUUCGGUUUGCAGAUUAAAGACUAUGAUGCUUAGUGAA
Molecule: messenger RNA, 3567 nt
Organism: Daucus carota subsp. sativus
Lineage: Eukaryota; Viridiplantae; Streptophyta; Magnoliopsida; Apiales; Apiaceae
Product: receptor-like kinase TMK4
Exons: 2
Coding region: 151-2889 (912 amino acids)
Biological process (GO): protein phosphorylation
Molecular function (GO): protein binding; protein kinase activity; ATP binding
Source: RefSeq, a predicted model, not a curated record